Molecule: messenger RNA, 1575 nt
Organism: Drosophila grimshawi
Lineage: Eukaryota; Metazoa; Arthropoda; Insecta; Diptera; Drosophilidae
Product: chondroadherin
Exons: 2
Coding region: 1-1281 (426 amino acids)
Cellular component (GO): plasma membrane
Molecular function (GO): protein binding
Source: RefSeq, a predicted model, not a curated record
AUGUGCAAUUCCUGGCUGCUGCCCAUAAUUGCGCUCACUGUUGUCUGCCUGUGGAACUCGCAACAAACCGAAACAUCCAAAUCAUGCCCAGCCGAGUGCAUCUGCUUGUCCCAGACUCAAGUGCUGUGUAACACGGGCGGACUCGAGCAGAUACCGCUGCGCCAGUUGCCCGCAACGGUGGAAAAUCUCGCACUGACGAAAAACCAUUUUCCGAUCAUCAAACCGGACUCAUUUACGGGUCUGCGCGCGCUGAAGAAACUUUCGCUGGAUGGCAAUAACAUAACGCGCAUCAAACAGUUUGCGUUUCGUGGCCUGCCACGUCUCCGGGAGCUCUCCAUACAGUAUACCCCCCUGCAAAUGGUGGCACAGUUUGCAUUUGCCGGCCUUCAGAAUCUAUCGACGAUAUUGCUGAGCCACAAUCAAAUUCAGCGCAUCGAGGGCAAUGCAUUUGCGGGCACGUCAAACAUCAAGCUAAUACUGUUGAGCAACAAUCCGCUGAUACGGAUCGAGAGUUCGGCCUUUUCCAGCCUGACGAAUGUGGGUCACUUGAUAUUGCCGUCGGGCAUACGAAGCAUUGAGCAGGACGCAUUCUAUGGCAUGGAUGCGGUCGGACUGCUCAAGCUGGCCUAUAUGGACCUCAAGGAGAUAUCGCCCUUCACGUUUCGUGGUCUGUCCAAUGUGCUGCUGCUAACGCUGCAGGAAUCCGAUUUGGGCGUCAUCUGUGCGGAUGCCUUUACGGGUCUCACGCAGGUGGAGACGCUGCAGAUAUUGAACAACAAGAUCGACUCGAUUGAGGAGCUUAACUUUACCAAUACGGCGGCCAUCAAGCACUUAAAGUUCCAUGGCAAUCAUGUGCUGGAGACGCCCGAUCCGAAUGCAAUUAUUGUCGAUGGCGUUGAUCAUUUGCAGCUGCUAAACAAUCACUUCCCCUGCGGCUGCCACAUACACACCCUGCUCGACGGCCCACUCGCCGAGGGUGCCCACAAUCUGAGCGAGUUCCUGCAGAAGAACUAUUGCAUCUCGCCGUUGGAGGUCAACGGUCGUGUGAUGAGCGAACUGGACAUCGAUGCGAUCGGACGCUGUGCCGAUCAGCUAACCAAGGGUAAUCUCGGCUCAUCGGCUGCAUCUCUGGCGCUGGGCUUAAAUGCCAUGCUCCUCAUUGCCGUCGCCAGCUGUGUGGAGUGGCGCUAUGCCCGCCUAAUCGCCGCCCGCGUGGCCCAGCUGUUUGGACACAGUCACGUCGCCUGGCGUCGACGCCGGAAACGCCGGCGACCCAACUAAGCUGCCAAAUGUCGACAAGCAAGCGCGGCAACCAAGAAUGAGAGCGAAAACCCCAAUUUGUACUUAAAUCUAAUCCCGCUUAAUGAGUAAGUCAAUUCGUAUGUAUGUAUGUGAAGCAGCAGCCUAAGACCCCCAAUGACCCCAUGUUCCCUGACCCACCUUUUCCCACUGGUCGUACCGGAAACCCAAAAGACUCAACUGCACUGCAUUCGAGCCCGCACUGAUUUCAUUUUGGGUAAGAUCUUAGACUAGAAGACUGUACGGCAUUCUUUGGAUACUUUUCAAAGUUCUCAA